ACUCUCUACCCAUUUCUUAUUCUUGUUCCCCCUUGAGAAGUGAAUUCGCUGUAUGCCUUUUAGUAUAUGAACUAGGUUGUCUGUUUGUUCUGUAGUGGUUUAUUGUAUUUACGUGGCUUCGUAAAAUCAUUGUGUAGUGUUUCUGGAAUGAGUCCUGCUUUACUCCCUAAACAUGUCGCUGCGGUUGUCAAAUACCAAAAAGAUCCCCUUAAAGCACUUGCAAUGUUCAAUUCGGUGAAAAAGGAAAAUGGGUUCAAGCACACAUUAUUGACUUAUAAAUGCAUUAUUGAGAAGCUUGGAUUUCACGCGGAGUUUGAGGCCAUGGAGAGUAUGCUUUCGGAGAUGAGGAUGAAUACCGAUAAUAGUUUACUAGAAGGUGUGUAUAUUGGAGCCAUGAAGAAUUAUGGAAGGAAAGGGAAGGUUCAAGAGGCUGUUGAUGUGUUUGAAAGGAUGGAUUUUUAUGACUGUGAGCCUUCGGUUCAAUCUUAUAAUGCGAUCAUGAAUAUACUUGUUGAAUACAGUUAUUUUAGUCAAGCUCACAAAGUGUAUUUGAGGAUGAAAGAUAAAGGGAUUGUUCCAGAUGUGUAUACUUUCACCAUUAGAAUAAAGUCCUUUUGUAGAACAAGUAGGCCUCAUGCUGCACUGAGGCUUCUAGAUAAUAUGGCUUCUCAGGGAUGCGAGUUAAAUGCAAUUGCAUAUUGUACGGUGAUUGGUGGGUUCUAUGAACAGAAUUGUCAAGUUGAGGCAUAUGAAUUGUUUUUACGGAUGCUCAGGCAUGGUAUUUAUCCUGACAUCACCGCAUUUAACAAGCUUGUUCAUAUUCUUUGCAAGAAGGGGGAUGUCCAAGAAAGUGAGAUGCUUCUCAACAAGGUACUCAAAAGGGGAGUUGUGCCAAAUUUGUUUACACUCAAUAUAUUCAUUCAGGGGCUCUGCAAGAAAGGUGCGCUUCAUGAGGCUGCCAGAUCAUUGGAUGGUGUGACGAGUGAAGGUCUGACUCCUGAUGUUGUCACGUAUAACACUUUGAUCUGCGGGUUGUGUAAAUACCGUAGGGUUGUGGAAGCUGAGUUUUACCUGCAUAAAAUGGUGAAUGGUGGGUUGCAGCCUGAUGGAUUUACCUACAAUACUAUUAUCGAUGGAUAUUGCAAACUGGGUAUGAUACGAAAUGCAGAUGAGGUUCUUAGUGAUGCAAUUUAAGGGUUUGUGCCUGAUGAAUUUACUUAUUGCUCACUAAUCAAUGGAUUUUUCCAUGAUGGUGAUAUAGACCGUGCCAAUGCUGUAUUUAAUGAGGCAUUGGAUAAAGGAUUGAAACCUAGUAUUGUUCUCUACAAUACCUUAGUCAAAGGGUUGUCUCAGCAUGGACUAAUUUUGCAAGCCUUGCAACUGAUGAAUGAGAUGUCAGAAAAUGGUUGCAAACCCAAUAUAUGGACUUACAACUUAGUUAUCAAUGGGUUGUGCAAGAUGGGGUGUGUCUUAGAUGCCUUGAAUCUUAUGAAUGAUGCUAUUGCUAAAGGCUACGUUCCUGACAUAUUUACCUUUAAUACUUUGAUUGAUGGUUGCAGCAAACAGAUGAAGUUGGAUGAUGCACUUGAGAUAGUAAAUAGAAUGUGGAGUGAGGGUGUUACUCCUGAUGUGAUCACAUAUAAUACUGUGUUGAACGGACUUUGCAAAGCUGCAAAGUCUAGAGAUGUGAUGGAUACUUUCCAUGCAAUGAUAGAGAAAGGGUGUGUCCCUAACAUAAUUACAUAUAACAUAGUUGUAGAGAGCCUGUGCAAAGCUCGAAAAGUAAGUGAAGCUUUCACCUUACUUGAGGAAAUAAAGAACAAAGGUUUUACUCCAGAUAUUGUUAGUUUUGCAACGUUGCUUAAUGGGUUUUGUUCUACUGGUGAUUUGGAUGGAGCUUACGAGUUAUUUCAAAUGAUGGAACAAAAAUAUAAAGUUUCCCAUACAACAGCAACAUACAAUAUACUGAUCAAUGCUUUUGCUGAAAAGCUCAAAGUUAAUACAGCAGAAAAGCUUUUCUAUGAGAUGGGUGACCAUGGCUGUGCCCCAGAUUGUUAUACUUAUCGUGUUCUUAUUGAUGGCUUCUGCAAAACGGGGAACAUUGAUUCUGGGUACAAUUUUCUCUUGGAAAAGGUCGAGAAGCGAUUUAUUCCAUCACUGAAGACAUUAGGACGGGUACUGAAUUGUCUUGCUGUGGAGCACAGAGUUUGUGAGGCAGUUGGUAUCAUCCACCUUAUGGUGCAGAAAGGCAUUGUACCUGAGGUUGUAAAUACAAUUUUUCAGGCUGAUAAAAGGGAGGUGGGCCCAAAGAUUGUUGUAGAAGAUUUGUUGAAGAAAAGUCAUAUAACUUAUUAUGCAUACGAAGUUCUAUAUGAUGGCAUCAGGGAUAAAAAAGUACUUAAGAAGCUUCAAACUAAACCUUCUCCUGACUUGAGAAUGAGUUCUUUAAAUGUUGAUGGACCAAUAUACUGAUUUCAAAAGCUGCGAGAGAGGGCUCUCCAGUGGCAUCUGGAAGAGUACUGCAGCACACUCGAUGCAGGAAAAAGGAUAUUGCUGUUGAAACUCGGCUAGUCGGAAAUUCAAUCGUGAAUUGACUAUCAAGUUGACUCUGCGGUGAAAGGGCUCUAUUCAUGACCAGGAUGAUGAUUUCAUCCAUGACGUAGGAAGAUGUUUUCUUUUUCUGCAAGAAAUUGGAGGGAGGUGUCUUUAUACAAAUAACCUUCCAUGGCGUUGGACCUCAAUAUCCAAGAUAUCAAAGCAGAGACACUAGAGAAAGAGAGAGAU
Messenger RNA from Juglans microcarpa x Juglans regia, 2784 nucleotides. Its product is annotated as putative pentatricopeptide repeat-containing protein At1g74580. The record is from RefSeq and is a predicted model, not a curated record. Lineage: Eukaryota; Viridiplantae; Streptophyta; Magnoliopsida; Fagales; Juglandaceae. Gene Ontology annotation, molecular function: protein binding.